Heterotrigona itama is the source of this 1797-nucleotide messenger RNA. NCBI's taxonomy places the organism in Eukaryota, Metazoa, Arthropoda, Insecta, Hymenoptera, Apidae. The record is from the annotation of a GenBank genome assembly.
AUGGGACGAAAAGCAAAGUUUGAUGAAACAACUGUUUCAAGUGGUCGUGGGAGAAAAGCAAAGAAGCAAGGAGAUCCAACAUUUCCAAAGGGAGUAUUAGUAAAAGAAGAAAAAGAGUUAAGUCAUAGACAGAGGCAACGAGCAAGAAAAAGAUUGUUAAAAAAGCAAAAAUUAAAUAAGUUAGAGAAAACAAAAGGCAAAAAGGUAGAAGAUACUUUAACUGAAGAUAAUGUCAAAAAUGUAACAAAACAAUUAAAAACAAAUAAGAAAAGGAAAUUUCUUAAAAAACAGCUUGAAAAUAAUAAUUUAAGUCAUGAAGAUGAUCAAAUGCAGUUUGACAGUGAUAGUAAUAAGUCUGAUAAUAGAGAAGUAAUGCGAAAUGAACAAAAAAUUACAAAAAAGAAAUUACUAAACAGUGACACAGAAGAUGAAAUUGAUAAUUACGACGACAUUGAGGAAUAUGAACAAAAUGAAGAAAUGGAUAAUGAGGAAAUGGAUCAAAAUGAAGAUGCAGAUAGUUCUGAUGAUGAUGUUGAUAAUGAUGUUGAUCUAUUUCCUAUUGAGAAAGCAAAUAAAAAGUUGAAAAAGAAGCAAGAAGAAGAACAAAAACUAGCGGAGGAAGAAAUGCAUGACAUGACUUUGCAACAAUCUGUCUUUACUUUCCCCACUGAAGAAGAACUUGCAGAAGUUACUAAUUUGAAAGAUGUACAACAACGUAUAAAAGACGUUAUCAUGGUAUUAUCCGAUUUUAAAAGAUUACGCGAUGUAAAUAGAUCGCGUUAUGAAUAUAUGAACCUUCUUAGAGGUGACUUAUGUACAUAUUAUAGUUAUAAUAAUUUCUUGAUGGAAAAACUGAUGCAAAUAUUUCCAUUGGAUGAGUUAUUAGAAUUUUUAGAAGCAAGUGAAGUCCAGAGACCUAUGACGAUACGAACGAAUACAUUGAAAACACGUCGUCGUGACUUAGCUGAAGCUUUGAUCAAUAGAGGAGUUAAUUUAGAUCCUAUUGGCAAAUGGACGAAAGUUGGAUUAGUAAUUUAUUCUUCGCAAGUCCCUAUGGGUGCCACACCAGAAUAUUUAGCAGGACAUUAUAUUCUACAAGGUGCAUCUAGUUUUCUACCUGUUAUGGCUUUGGAUCCCAAAGAAAAUGAAAAAAUUCUUGACAUGUGUGCUGCACCUGGAGGAAAAUCAUCACACAUAGCGGCACUUAUAAAAAACACAGGUGUAAUCUUUUCGAACGAUGUAAAUGAAGAAAGAAUAAAAGCUGUUGUCGGCAAUUUCCACAGACUUGGCAUUGUGAAUUCGAUCAUUUGUACUUAUGAUGGACGAAAGUUACCAUCAGUGAUUAAAAGUUUCGAUAGAGUAUUAUUAGAUGCACCAUGCACUGGUACUGGUGUUGUUUCAAAAGAUCCUAGUGUUAAAACAAAUAAAGAUGAAGUAGAUAUACAGCGUUGUUGUACAUUGCAAAAAGAAUUACUUUUGGCAGCUAUAGAUUGUGCCAAUGCACGUUCAGAAUCCGGCGGAAUUAUUGUUUACUCGACUUGUUCCGUUCUUCCAGAAGAAAAUGAAUGGGUCGUUGAUCAUGCCCUUAAGAAACGUGAUGUUAAAUUAAUACCAACUGGAUUAGAAUUUGGCGCCGAAGGUUUCACGAGCUAUAGACAGUACAGAUUUCAUCCUUCAUUAAAAUUAACUAAACGAUUUUAUCCACACGUACAUAAUAUGGAUGGAUUUUUUGUAGCAAAAUUUAAAAAAUUCUCCAAUAUUGUUCAUAAAAACAAAGAAGAAGAAACUUUAAAUUGA